AGAAAGGCAAUUGUAGUGCACCCACUGGUCUUACUCUCAGCCACGGAUCAUUACAGAAGAAUGGACCAGCCAAGAGUUGUUGGUACUUUAUUGGGGAAGGUGGAAAAUGGAGUUGUCCAUGUGACAAAUUCAUACGCCGUGCCAUUUGAUGAGCUAGAGGACAAUCCGAAUGUAUGGUUCUUUGACACGUCUUAUAAUGAGAAUAUGUAUAAGCUGUUCAAUAAGUAAAUAAUAUGGAAUCUAUCAUUGGGUGGUACCACACAGGAGAACACUUGCAUAAAAAUGAUUUACAAAUUACACAGACAUUCCGGAGUUAUUGCAAAGACCCAAUCCUGGCAGUGAUUAAUGUAGAGAAUGCGCAUGAAGGGAGUCCUGUUAAGUGCUAUAAAUUAGAAAGGGAGAGUACAACAAAUAAUGAAUCGACACAGUUCGUGUUUGCACAUGUCCCGUUUGAAAUAGAGGCAGAAGAAGCCGAGGAAGUGGGUGUUGAACAAUUAGUAGAGGAAAUAAAAGAUAUAAACAUUGGAGAUGUAGAGAAUAAAAUAUGCCGAAUAAAACAGGCACUGGCAGAACUGUCAAAUGGACUCAGUACAAUAGAAGAGUACUUGCAGGCAGUUGAAAAUGGAGACAGACCGUACGACCCAGAAACAAUGAACUCAAUACAAGAGUUAAUGAAUAAUAUCCCCAGAAGAAUCCCAGGAGAAAUGAAAGAGUACCUCGAUGAAUUAGACAUAAACAGCUUUAUAUGUGCAACUGUUAGACCAGUUGUGCUCCUAAAUGAGAUUGAAAAGAGUAAAUAAAUGUG
Messenger RNA from Nematocida parisii ERTm1, 805 nucleotides. RefSeq lists its product as uncharacterized. Gene Ontology annotation, biological process: proteasome-mediated ubiquitin-dependent protein catabolic process. Gene Ontology annotation, cellular component: proteasome complex. NCBI's taxonomy places the organism in Eukaryota, Fungi, Microsporidia. The coding region runs from base 234 to 800 and encodes 188 amino acids. The transcript has a single exon. The record is from RefSeq and is a predicted model, not a curated record.